Gigantopelta aegis is the source of this 3493-nucleotide messenger RNA. RefSeq names its product glycerol-3-phosphate acyltransferase 1, mitochondrial-like. Bases 87 to 2528 code for a protein of 813 amino acids. NCBI's taxonomy places the organism in Eukaryota, Metazoa, Mollusca, Gastropoda, Neomphalida, Peltospiridae. Gene Ontology annotation, cellular component: mitochondrial membrane. The transcript is spliced from 20 exons. The record is from RefSeq and is a predicted model, not a curated record.
UAUAACAGAUGGAAACUAGAUCAACUGGGCUACUUGAUGGACCACAGAACCUCUUUGUAGUUUAACUGCAGCUCAUUUGAUACAUCAUGGGAGAUGGAUCUGUCCGUGGUGAUGUGGUGCCAGGCAUGGCACCACUGCCUGGAAGACGUACCUUGAGGAGAAAACAGAGAGCUAAACCAACAUAUCUUGAACAGAUUAACACCAAUGUCAUUGCAUCUUUCAAGAUCAACCCAUCAUACAAUGCAGAUAAUUUCACAGUGUUACGCCCUGAUAUGGGUCAGUGUUGUCGGUGUCUUCCAAUCAGUCAGCGAGAACUUGUCACUGACAAUACGAGUGAUGCUGGUAUGAGGAAUAUAUUUGAUGUGACGACCGAACUUCGCUCACGGAGAUUGCUCAUCAAGUCAUUUGCAUGUUUCGUCUUUGCCAUGCGGAGAUCUAAGCAGAAGAAAUACCCUGAUGUUUCCUUAGCUGUUUUAAGAAAUGAAAGAGUUGUUGAAGCUAUAAAGCAAGCUUCAUCAGAGGAGGUGUCAGGUUCCAGUGCAUCUACAAUACAAUACUCUAAAAGCUUAGCUCGCUGUCAGAAAAGAGCAAGAAAAUAUUUAAAGAAAAUGAAAGCAUCUGUAUCAAGAACAUUAAUAGGGUUUACGGGUUGGUUUUUGCUCAAGUUUCUCAGUAUAUUCCUGCGAACUAUUCAGGUUCACAAAAACCAAAUCAAGAUGCUUCAGAACACUGCCAAGAAAGGAGUACCGGUUAUAUAUCUCCCACUUCACAAGAGUCACUUAGACUAUAUUCUUGUGACUUUCUUACUUUGGAACAUCAACGUCAGGGCUCCGUAUGUUGCAGCUGGGGACAACUUGGAUAUUCCAUUCUUUGGUGCUUUGAUGAAAGGUUUGGGAGGAUUCUUUAUUCGAAGAAAGUUGGACCGAGAAUCUGACAAGAAAGAUGUUAUUUAUAGAAAAUUGCUUCAAGUGUAUAUGCGGGAACUGCUGAAGAGAGGUGAAUCGUUUGAGUUCUUUAUCGAAGGAGGUCGCACACGGUCCGGAAAAACUAUGACACCAAAGGCCGGUCUCUUAUCUGUUGUGGUGGAUGCUUGUAUUGAUGGUUUUGUCCCUGAUGCUUAUGUUGUUCCUUUGAGCAUCAGCUAUGAGCGACUAGUGGAUGGAAACUUUUGUAGAGAGCAAAUGGGUGAACCAAAAGUGUCUGAAUCAUUUUUUGGAGCAGUACAAGGCAUCCUCCAGGUGAUCUGCGGGAACUUCGGCAGUGUGCGAAUUGAUUUCUGUCAGCCAUUUUCUAUCAAGGAAUAUAUCCAGAACAAUCCAGCACUAAUGGGGAAACCACUCUCACCAACGUCAUCUACAGAGGACUUCUCCCCAUCAAUGAAUGGCGAGUUACAGUCUUCGUCUUCCCGGAUCAGUCUACAGUUUGACAGUACCGAACACUGUCGUCGCCUCGUGAAGGGACUGGCAUUUCAUGUAGUAUACAAUGCAGACCAUGCAACAGCUCUGAUGUGUACAAAUAUGCUAGCUUUUCUCCUGCUGACCAAACACAGACAGGGCGCUGCUCUUUCUGAAGUUGUUGCCAGUUUUACAUGGCUGCGAGAAGAAUUGAAAAUGCGAAACAGGGAUGUUGGCUUUUGUGGAAGGAACGAACAUGUUGUCGACUAUGCCUGUGAUAUUCUUGGGGAAAAUCUUGUCCUAGUAAGUUGUGAUGAUACGGAAGUCAAGAUUUUCCCAAACAUUUCAUUGCCAUAUGUUUUUGAGCUUAGUUACUAUGGCAACAGCGUCAUAUCUGCUUUUCUUCUGGACAGCAUUUUAGUGAAUGCUGUCCUCUAUGUUGGAAAUAUCAACCUGCAGACCACAGACGAGUAUGGGAGUGAGGAUGUUUUCGUUUCACGAGAGAACAUUUUGAAGAUCGCAGAGCAGCUGUGUCGACUUCUCCAGCAUGAAUUUAUUUUUGUUCCGUCGUGUACCAAGCUGGUGGACACGCUGAUGGAAACCCUGGACCACCUGGUGUCUAUACAGAUCCUCAGCCUGGAGGAGAGUGAGUGCGACAUAGAGUACAGCACGUUUGAUCGACAGUGGGCAAGUCGGCUCUCCGCGGCCGUGUCCUGGGCCGAUGAGGACGAUGAUGCUGAAGAAGACAGCUACGUCGCAGAGAAACCUCUCAAGGUUAAUAUUUAUGAAGCCGAGACAAAGUCACAACUACAAUUCUUUCAUCAGGUGCUAGCCCCCAUCAUGGAAUCCUAUCUUAUUACAGCAUAUCACAUUUCUCACAAUCUCCAUACAGAGGUUCCAGAGGCUGAUUUUGUAAAGCAGCUGGGAAGCCUUGCAAGGGGAAAGGAUCAAGUUAUAUAUGCUGAAAGUGCUGCAAUGAAUACACUUAAAAAUGCUGUAAAGUCGUACCAUGACAUGGGCAUCAUCGAGUGCUAUUCCGCUGGCAAUCUGCGUAUGGUUGGACCUGGAGAUGACUCGCGGGCCAAGGAGGACUUGGACAACUACAUUGAUAUUCUAGAGGUUCUGAAGGAGUGAGCGGAAAACAUAGUCAGUGUUGUGUUUACCAUGGAGGAAUUCAUGCAGCCGUUUUGUUAUGAGAUUAUUGUGCAUUUAACAGGAGACAUGCAUGUCCUAGACAGGUGGUUGAAAUGUGUAAUAGUAUUACCACAUAUGAAUUAAUGUAGCAUCCUGUUGCUGUAUGUAUCACUGUGCAUUACCAGUGACCCACCACCAAAGGCCAUGGUAUGUGCUGUCCCAUCUAUGGGAAGGUGCUUAUAAAAGAUCCCUUGCUGCAUAUGCAAAAAAUAUAGAGAGUUUCCUCUAAGAUUGUGCGUCCAAAAUUACCAAAUAUUUGACACUCGGUAGCCGAUGAUUAAUAAAUCAAUGUGCUAUAGUGGUGUCAUUAAAACAAAACAAACUUUAAACUUUAGUAGAAGACCUGUACCCUAGACAGAGGACAAAAUGUGUGCUUGUAAUAAAAAGUGGUAAAACAUUUACAUUUAUUGCAACAUGUGAAUUCAUGUUGUCGUUUAAUUAAUCAAUGUGCUAGUGGUGUCGUUAAACAAAACAGACUUAUUUAUUUCGUGUUAUCAUCUUACUGGAGUACUGUGAAGACUUAUGACUGAAGACAGGAGGAGGAAACAGAUGUGUGAUAAAAUGUGAUUAGUAACUACUAUUUAACAUUUUAGAAUUGUGUAGCAAUCUCGGGAACUUGCAUAGCAAACUGAACAAAAUGUCCUGUAGAUUGGAUGUGUGGCAAGAUGUGGUGAAAACGUCAGCAUUGCCUCACAUGGAAUCAUGUUGCCUUCUUGCUAUUGGAGAUUCAAUUUCCAGAAAAUAUCUGUCAUAAACAGACCUUUUAGAGAAGUUAGCAUGACAAAAUGUGUAAUACCAAGUUGUUUUGUUUUUUUAUAUCCUUUCUCAUUUCUUCCCGAUCUGGCCACUCCUAUCUUUUAACUUCUUUCGCUGUCCACCUCCACAUCCCAGUCCUUGUCUCUCCA